Molecule: messenger RNA, 732 nt
Organism: Hippocampus comes (tiger tail seahorse)
Lineage: Eukaryota; Metazoa; Chordata; Actinopteri; Syngnathiformes; Syngnathidae
Product: regulator of G-protein signaling 21-like
Exons: 5
Coding region: 73-630 (185 amino acids)
Source: RefSeq, a predicted model, not a curated record
GUGAGGUGAAAGGCAAGCACAGGGAGUCCUCGGCGCUUCUUGAACACAGCGACAGCUGCGGAUAAGGCAGGAAUGCUACGACAAUUCCCAAAUCUUUUUUUCCCCACAUUUGGUCUCUGCCAGAUAAAAGAGCUCCUAAAACAGGCGAAACGGCCCAGAAGCGAUCGCUCUGUCAAUCACGGGACAGAGAAGAAUGACAUGUCUGACUCAUAUUUUUCCGGCCCGCCCGAUGACCGCAAACUUCAGCCGAGGCUUGAAGACUUACUGCAGGAUCGAGCGUAUUUGGCGGCUUUCCGCUCCCAUCUGCGAUCCGAGUUCAGCGAAGAAAACAUUGAGUUCUGGCUCACCUGUGAGAAGUUCCGGGCAACCGCCUCACGGGAGAACCUUUCGUGGAAAGCCAGAGGGAUCUACGAGGAGUUCGUCCGGCCCGCGGCCUCCAAAGAGAUCAAUGUGGACCAACGCAUUCGAGAAGAGAUCAAGAAAUCCUUGGAUCAACCGAAUCCGCGAUGCUUCGACGAGGCCCAGAAACAUGUUUAUCUGCUCAUGGAAAGAGACUCUUGUCCGCGAUUCCUGCAGUCCGAUGCUUACCUGAGCCUCAAGCAGAAAUCCAGGACCUUGUGGUACUUUUAGACUCGGACAAAGGAAAGAAAAGCCAAGAUUUUGUCACCGCUUUCUUCUUGUGAGCUGCUUGAAAAGAAGAAGAAAUAAAAAGAGCGAGCCAGCGUUCAUUCA